Molecule: messenger RNA, 4039 nt
Organism: Puntigrus tetrazona (Sumatra barb)
Lineage: Eukaryota; Metazoa; Chordata; Actinopteri; Cypriniformes; Cyprinidae
Product: kinesin-like protein KIF16B
Exons: 29
Coding region: 336-3788 (1150 amino acids)
Biological process (GO): microtubule-based movement
Molecular function (GO): microtubule motor activity; ATP binding; microtubule binding
Source: RefSeq, a predicted model, not a curated record
CGCGCUGCUUCCAGCAAAGAGCAGACGCUCUGAAUCACUCCGGGAAAAUAACACGAACUGAACGGCAGCGUCCCGGACAAAUUAGUCUUACGUGAUUGUUGAGCGAGCGCUAGACGAGUGCCGCAAGCUCCUCUCACGGACACGCUGCGAUGUUUUCCGUGGACACAGACGCAUCCUUCGGAGUUGUGUCAGUCACCUAUGAGAACUAAGUGACUGAAAGAGAGAGAGAGAGAGAGAGAGACAGUGUGUGUGUGUGUGUGUGUGUGUGUGUGUGUGUGUGUGUGUGUGUGUGUGUGUGUGUGUGUGUGUGUGUGUGUGGUGCUCAGGGAUGUGUCAUGGCAUCGGUCCGGGUGGCAGUGAGGGUCCGGCCCAUGAACAGACGGGAGAAAGACCUGUCUGCCAAAUGCAUCAUCGAAAUGGAAGGCAACAAAACCACCAUCACCAACUUAAAAAUACCGGACGGAGUGACUGGAGACUCUGUAAGGGAGAGAGCAAAGACUUUCACGUAUGAUUUCUCCUACGACUCUUCGGACUGUAAAAACGUCAGCUUUGUCUCACAAGAGAAGGUGUUUAAGGAGCUGGGCACGGAUGUGUUAAAGGCUGCAUUUGAAGGAUAUAAUGCCUGCAUCUUUGCCUACGGCCAGACUGGAUCAGGGAAGUCGCACACCAUGAUGGGCAUUCCUGGUGACGUCGGGCUGAUCCCUCGGAUCUGUGAAGGACUAUUCAGUCGAAUUUCGGGAAUGACUCGGAGAGAUGAAGCCUCUUUUCGCACGGAAGUCAGCUAUUUGGAGAUUUACAACGAACGGGUGCGGGACUUGUUACGGAGGAAGAUGGCGAAGACGUAUAACCUCAGAGUCAGAGAGCAUCCUAAAGAGGGACCCUAUGUAGAAGACCUGUCGAAGCACCUGGUGCAGAACUAUAGUGACGUGGAGGAGCUGAUGGAGGCGGGAAACAUCAACCGCACAACGGCCAGCACCGGCAUGAACGACGCGAGCAGUCGCUCACACGCCAUCUUCACCAUCAACUUCACACAGGCUAAGUUUGACGCUGAGAUGCCGAGCGAGACGGUCAGUAAGAUUCACCUGGUGGACCUGGCAGGAAGUGAGAGGGCCGACGCCACAGGGGCCACCGGUGUCCGGCUCAAAGAGGGCGGCAAUAUCAACAAAUCUCUGGUCACCCUGGGAAACGUCAUCUCCGCCUUGGCUGAUCUGUCACAGGAAGGAGGGAACAGUCAUUUGAAGAAGAAGCAGGUGUUUGUUCCUUACAGAGACUCAGUGCUCACGUGGCUCCUGAAGGACAGUCUGGGAGGAAACUCAAAGACCAUCAUGAUCGCGACUAUAUCGCCUGCGGACGUCAACUACGGCGAGACUCUGAGCACGCUGCGCUACGCUAACCGUGCCAAAAACAUCAUAAACAAACCCACAAUAAAUGAGGACUCCAACGUUAGACUCAUACGAGAACUGCGGGCAGAGAUCGCUCGGCUGAAAGCGCUGCUUGCACAAGGAAAUCAGAUAGCCCUGCUUGAUUCCCCUACAGCGUUAAGUAUGGAGGAGGAACUGCAUCAUAAUGAAGCCAGGGUGCUGGAGCUGACCAAGGAAUGGACGAACAAAUGGAACGAAACGCAGAACAUCCUGAAGGAGGAAACGCUGGCUCUGAGGAAGGAGGGAAUCGGAGUGAUCCUGGACUCAGAGCUCCCUCAUCUGAUCGGGAUUGAUGACGAUCUGCUCAGCACCGGCAUCAUUCUCUAUCAUUUAAAGGAGGGAAGGACAUACGUUGGCCGUGAUGACGCCACUAACGAACAGGAUAUCAUUCUUCAUGGCCUGGGUCUGGAGAGUGAGCACUGUCUGAUAGAGAACCGGAAUGGGACGGUCACUCUAAUUCCUCUGAAUGAUGCUCAGUGUUCAGUCAAUGGAGUUCAGAUCACUGAGCCCUGCCAGCUCAACCAAGGUGCUGUCAUUCUCCUCGGCAGAACCAAUAUGUUCAGAUUCAAUCAUCCCAAAGAGGCGGCUAAACUUCGGGAAAAGAGAAAGAGCGGCCUCCUCACCAGUCUGAGCUUAUCCAUGUCUGAUCUGUCCAAAUCCUGUGAAAACCUCUCUACGGUCAUGCUGUAUAACCCUGGUCUCUUCACUGAAAAGGGUCCCAUCUUUCUCAGACUGGAGUUUGAAAGGCAGCAAAGAGAAGAACUGGAAAAACUAGAAAAUAAAAGGCGGCUGAUCAAGGAGAUGGAGGAGAAGCAGAAGUGUGAGAAGGCGGAGCUGGAGCGCAUGCAGCAGGAGGUGGAGUCUCAGAGGAAGGAGUCGGAGCAGGUGCAGCUGCGCAUCCGCAGACAGGAGGAGAGCCUGCGCAGACGCAGUCAGGACAUCGAGAGCCGCCUCCAAGACCUGCUCGCUGAGAAAGAGAAAUUUCAGGAGGAGAGACACAGAGAGCAGAAGGAGCAGGAACAGCAGAAGCAGAAGAGACUUCAGCAGAAGCUGGAGGAGGAGGAGGAGGUGCAGGAGGAGGACGAGGAAGAGGAGGAGGAGGAGGAUGAAAAGGCUCAGGUCCAGCGAGAGCGAGCAGAGCAAAACGAGCUCUUUCGUGAGCUAGAACGACUCAAGCGAGAACGAGAGGAGCAGGCCGUCAAACUUCAUCUAGAACGCAGGCGUCUGGAGGAGCGCGAGAAGGAGCAGCUGAGUCUGGUCGGGCGUCUGGAGGAGCAGCUGAGGGAGCGCAGCGUGGAGGCGGCCGCUCUGCUCACGCCGGAUGAAGCGCGCCCAAUGGAGGAGGAGAGGCGGACCCUCGCCGAGCUCAGGGAGGAGCUGCUCAGGGCCAAGGAGGCCCGGAUCGAUGGAGAGGAGGAGGGCGGUGAGGAGGCCCGGAGGAGCGCUCAGACACGCUACCAGCACUUCAAACAGAUGCAGGUGGAGGAGCUGAGUUUGCUGGAGGAGUCUCUGAUCCAGCAGAAGGACCGGCUGGAGCGGGAGGUGGCCCAUGAGCGUGCGUCCCUCGGCCUGCUGCUGCACUCGCACAACGACAAACACAGACAGGUGCGUGAUGUGAUGGAGCGCGGCGUUCAGGACGUGUCCUUUCUGGGUCAGGAGGAGGUUCUGAUCCAGCAGGCCGAGCACAGUCUGCAGUUUAAAGAGAGGCAGCUCCAGUCUCUCCGUGAGAAACAUCUCCCUGCCGUCUCAGAGGAGCGGCAGAGAGCCAUCGAGCUCCUGGAGAGAGUCAGAGGAGGCACAGGCUCUCCUGCUCUGGACGCAAGUCCAGAAGAUAUGGACAAAGAGCUGGACGAGACUCUAUAUCAGGUCGAGAAGGAGUUGGAGGAGAAGGAGGAGCGUUUGUCUCAGUACAGCACGAGCACCGAGCAGCUGCAGCAGCUCCAGCAGUCGUACGAGUUCACGGCCAACGUGGCACGUCAGGAGGAGAAGGUUCGGCGGAAGGAGAAGGAGAUCUUGGAGUGGAAGGAGAAACAGCAGCGGGAGGCCCUGGAGCAGGCGGUCGCGCGCCUCGAGAGAAAACACUCCGCCUACCGCAGGAGCAUCAGUCUGGAGCCGGACGCCGAAGGACCCCGAAAGAGGUCGCAGUCUGCUUUAGGACAGAGCACUUCCAGGUUCACAGGAACACAAGACCUGGACCAGGACAGGAUGGAGCGAGAGAUUGCGCAGCUGAAGCAGAGGAUCAGCGAGAGCGAAGGAAGCGUGCGGAGUCUCAGCGUGAGCGGGAAGAAAAAACAACGUGAACCAGUCGCCCGUCAGCCCCAUACAGGCCCUCCCCGCUGUCCUCUCCAUAGGAGACGAGAGGAUUAAUGCGUAUAUUGAAGAAGAGGUUCAGCGGAGGCUGCAGAAACGGAAUCUUCUGAACAGAGAGAAUAACAACACGCUCUCGCUGUCUUCAGACUCGCUGCAGGAGGAGGAGCAGGAUAGUGAGGGUAGCUCUGUUAGAUUGACGGAUGAGGACAACGAUAAAAAACGCACCGAUCAACGCAAAAUGAAAUACGAGCGGCUGGUGUCGAUUCCUCUGGAUCCCAGCGCAGAGAGUCUUAAAGAUCCGGUGAAGA